Enterospora canceri is the source of this 1896-nucleotide messenger RNA. The record is from the annotation of a GenBank genome assembly. Lineage: Eukaryota; Fungi; Microsporidia; Enterocytozoonidae.
AUGUUUUCGAUAGUGCGUUUUAUGGCUGUACUUGGGGCAGAGGAGGAGAUUCACCUCUUCAGCCUGUGGGGAGACAAGGGGCUGAAGGCCACUGGGAAGGAGGGAGCGGCUACUGGAAUCGUAGACCACAGCGAGGCCACUGAAUUCGCCUACACAAAAAGCAACAAGUUCGUCCUGACUGGUGCAAGAAAGUACGUCUUGGAUUGGAAUAGGGGGAAUGAUAGCAUAAUCUCGUGGACUAACAACAGCCACGGGGACUCAAACCAGAAAUUCAGGUUUGAAAAGGCCCUAUCAGAUCCAAGGUACCUCAAGGUGACGGAUGGAAGGAGGUGUAUGACAUUCAACUACAGCAAAAACACCGUUGAAUUCAACCAAUGCAACAAGUCGUUGGAACAGGUCUUCCUAAAGAAGAUCAGGCAGGCAACAAACACGUUUUUGGUGUACACGAAGAAGGGGCCUCAUGGAAUACGAGCCAAGUUGGAGGUGAAUACACCAAUUGAACUGGUGGAUCCAGGGAAGACAGAGAGCAUCUACUGCGAUGGAUCUACGACAAAAGUUGGACUGGCGUACGCACAGCAGUCGGCAUUUGAGUUCAACAGCAGCACAGGUGAAUUUGUGCUGAAAUUGGAGUCAGCUGGGCAAGUACGACAGGAUGUGACAUGUGAAAUGGGGGUUGGUAACGAAUUCAGGCUAAAACACGAUGGAAAGUGUUUAACAGUAGACGAGAGCAAAAUGAGACUGGUUCUGGAGCCAUGUAGUGACAAAAUUGAACAGAUUUUCAUGAAGAGCCUGAAAGAGAAGGAAAAGGAUGUUGGGGUAGUGGAACCAAGGGCAUUUAAGUUGACAAACAGGGACAAUACAAGGGCAUUGAAGGGUAUUGCAGAGUCAGGGGAGGAAAUACGCGUAAAGAACAGGGAAGAGGGAACACUCUGGAACGAGGAUAAGGAGGCACCAUCAGUGGACAUGAAGGGCGGAAACUACUCCAUGGACUACUUGGAGAAGGCGCAAACAAUGGGAAUGUGGAAGAAGGUGCCAGGAGCAGAAGACCAGAGGGUGACACUUGAACCAGAUGGCAAUGGGCUGUUUUAUCUCAAAAACAAGGGGCUUUGUGGGACAUUUGAAGGAGACGUCAUAAAAAUGAGGAAGUGCGAUGGAUCGGCUGAACAGAAAUUCAACAAAUUGACAGCUGAGGACGAGAUGGCAUUGGCAAAGGGAAGCAAGGCAAAUCCAGAGACAGGGGGACACCACUACGACAUUCACAUUACGGGGCCAGGUGAGGAGCACGUGGAUGGGAAGAAUCCAACAAUUCACGUAGAUGGGUCACAUACAGUGAAGAUAAAACCAUCAAAAGACGAUUCAAAGGAGCCUGAAAUAGUAAUAGAGCCAAUGGAAGGAAAGGAAGGGGUUGAAGAGCAGCCAAUAGCAGUGGCAGGCGUGAGGGAGCUAGCAGUAGGUGAAAAUGGAUUAUAUGGAGAUUUGGGAAGAAGUGGAAGACCAGGGUCAGCCAUGAGACCACGAAGAGGGGUGAAAGGAAUGAGAGAGGGCGAUCCAAGUGGAAGAGGCUCCUUGAACAAAGCAGCUGAAGCACUUGGAGCAGCGAAUCCAUUGGGAAAGGGGACUGAGAAGGUAAGCGAUCCAUUGGAUAAGGCAACUGGAGCAGAGAAAGUGGCUGAAAUAACGAGCAAAGCAGGUGCAACAAAUGACAAGACACCUUCAACAGGAAGUGGUAUGAGAAAGAUAAAUAAGAAUGCAAAUGGAGCAGGAAAUAAGGAAACAGCUGGAGACAACAAGAAUGACGGGGCAAAAGGACGUCUAAGAAUGGAUGGGCGAACAGGAGUGUCAUGCACUGAUGACACGUGUUUGAAUGGACACAUUUCGCCAGCAAGUGAUUUGUAA